Stegodyphus dumicola is the source of this 285-nucleotide messenger RNA. RefSeq names its product E3 ubiquitin-protein ligase mind bomb 1 (gene mib1). Gene Ontology annotation, molecular function: zinc ion binding; protein binding; ubiquitin-protein transferase activity. Gene Ontology annotation, biological process: endocytosis; protein ubiquitination; Notch signaling pathway. Gene Ontology annotation, cellular component: cytoplasm. The record is from RefSeq and is a predicted model, not a curated record. NCBI's taxonomy places the organism in Eukaryota, Metazoa, Arthropoda, Arachnida, Araneae, Eresidae.
AUUUAUUGCUUUUCUAAAGAACUUUUCUUUUCCUUCCCAACAGAGAGACUUAGUGCUCUUCUAAAGAAAUUAUUUGAGACACAUGUUUCGGGAGACGUUAAUGAAGAACUGGUCAAAGCUGCUGCAAAUGGUGAUGCACAGAAAUGUGAAGAAAUUCUGAAGAGAUCUGAAGCUGAUGUUAAUGGAGUGUUUGCUAGUCAUACUGCUCUUCAAGCUGCUAGUCAGAAUGGACACAUUGAAGUGAUAAAGAUUCUUUUACGGCACAAUGCAGAUGUAGAAAUAGAG